AGAUGCUGCAGAUACCAGUGAAGAUGUGUUCAGUGAAGCUGCUGGACUGCAGGAACCUGAUGAAGAUGAGAGGAGAAAUCAAAGUAGAGGAACAACAGAGUGAUGAAUAUUAUGAAGAAACCACAGCAAAGGAACAGAAGCUGAUGGACGUGAAAGAGGAACAUCAAGAGCUGAAUGAAGCAGAGAAGAAACAUCAUGAUUUCACAACUGGAGAAAAAUCUUUGAGUUGCUCAAAGACUGAAAAUAAUUUCUCACCAAAAAAUCCUCAAAGAAGAGCAACAAAGAAAUCUCUUGCACUCAGUGUGAAAAGAAUUUCGCAUGUAAAAAAAAUCUUAAUUUACACAUGAGAAUUCACACAGGAGAGAAACCUUACACGUGCCAUCAGUGUGGAAAAUGUUUUGCAUAUGCAGUUUCUCUCAAAAAUAAUGUCCGACAUCACUGUAGCAGAGAAAAUCCAUUUGAAUAUGAUAACUGUUGUAAAGCAUUUGUUGAGGAUUCAGACCUAAGAAAACACCUGAAAACUCACACAGAUGAGAAGCCUUACAAGUGUUCUUUUUGUGGGAAAUGUUUUGCACACCUGUCCUAUUUGAAAAAGCACCAGAAAAUUCAUACCUUUGCUGGAGUUCAUAUGUGCUUUGAAUGUGGGAAGACCUUUACUACAGUCACCGAUUUGAAACGGCACCAAAGAAUUCAUACUGAAGAGAAACCUUACAAGUGCUCACACUGUGGAAAGAGUUUCACUCUGUCAGGUGAUCUGAAAACACAUGAGAGAAUUCAUACUGGAGAGAAACCUUACAAGUGCUCACACUGUGGAAAGAGUUUCACUCUGUCAGGUAAUCUGAAAACACAUGAGAGAAUCCAUACUGGAGAGAAACCUUACAAGUGCUCACACUGUGGAAAGAGUUUCACUCUGUCACAAGACCUGAAAAAGCACGAGAGAAUUCAUACUGGAGAGAAUCCAUACAAGUGCUCACACUGUGGAAAGAGUUUCACUCUGUCACAAGACCUGAAAAAGCAUGAGAGAAUUCAUACUGGAGAGAAACCUUACAUGUGCACACACUGUGGAAAGAGUUUCACUCAGUCACAAAACCUGAAAACACACAAGAGAAUCCAUACUGGAGAAAAACGUACGACUGCGAUUAAUUUGGGAAAAGUUUAAACAAAGCAAGUACUCUAUAUAGACAUGUAAAAGAGUAUUGCCCAAGAAGUCACAGUUGGUGGUCGACCAAUAUGUGUUUUUCAGUGGCCCAUACCAAUAAGCCGUAGAGGAGGUUGGCCAAUGGCUGAUAUAAAUAACCAAUAUACAUAAUACAUUUUAACAACAACAUGUACACAAAAUGUCUUAAGUGAAACAAAAUCAAGGGAAAGUUAACGCUGCUGUUUAUCGGUCAAGUGAACACUGUUAUUGGCCAAUGACGAUACUUGCAAAAAUCGGUCUAUCACUAGUCACUGUUAGCAAAAUGGGAGAGUACCCACAGUCCUAAAUCACUGACUGAGGUUGAAUCUUAGAUGUUUUUGCCCCUUUGAAAACCCGGACUGUUUCUUUUACUGACUCUGUUCCUUGAUAUACUCCUGAAUACCGCCAGCUUAAACCUAAAGGCUGUCGGCUGGAGCGUUUGUAUGCCAAAACUUGUCUUACAGUUCAUAAAGUAUAUUAUGCUCAUCAUAUGCAACAUU
Molecule: messenger RNA, 1677 nt
Organism: Xyrauchen texanus (razorback sucker)
Lineage: Eukaryota; Metazoa; Chordata; Actinopteri; Cypriniformes; Catostomidae
Product: zinc finger protein 239-like
Exons: 2
Coding region: 344-1159 (271 amino acids)
Biological process (GO): regulation of transcription by RNA polymerase II
Molecular function (GO): RNA polymerase II cis-regulatory region sequence-specific DNA binding; DNA-binding transcription factor activity
Source: RefSeq, a predicted model, not a curated record